This is a messenger RNA of Leptidea sinapis, 1289 nucleotides long. RefSeq names its product ras-related protein Rab-8A (gene Rab8). Gene Ontology annotation, biological process: regulation of exocytosis; protein localization to plasma membrane; protein secretion. The transcript has 5 exons. The coding region runs from base 70 to 705 and encodes 211 amino acids. The record is from RefSeq and is a predicted model, not a curated record. Gene Ontology annotation, cellular component: synaptic vesicle; endosome; plasma membrane. Gene Ontology annotation, molecular function: GTPase activity; GTP binding. NCBI's taxonomy places the organism in Eukaryota, Metazoa, Arthropoda, Insecta, Lepidoptera, Pieridae.
AUUUACAUUGGUGCGUUUGACAAAAAUGCCAAAUGAAUGGCCGUAUUUUCUAUAAUCAUAAUUUAAAAAAUGGCAAAAACUUACGAUUGUUUAUUUAAGUUACUUUUAAUAGGUGAUUCUGGAGUUGGAAAAACUUCUAUAUUGUUUCGGUUUUCAGAAGAUGCAUUUAACAUUUCAUUUAUAUCAACAAUUGGUAUUGACUUCAAAAUAAGAACAAUAGAUCUAGAUGGGAAAAAAGUAAAAUUACAAAUAUGGGAUACAGCAGGACAAGAAAGAUUCCGUACCAUUACUACAGCAUACUACAGGGGCUCUAUGGGCAUAAUGCUAGUUUAUGAUGUCACAAAUGAAAAGAGCUUUGAAAACAUAAAAAAUUGGAUAAGAAAUAUUGAAGAAAAUGCAAGUGCUGAUGUGGAGAAAAUGAUACUUGGUAACAAAUGUGAUUUAGAUGAUAAAAGACAGGUUUCAAAAGAAAAAGGUGAACAAUUAGCAAUAGAAUAUCAAAUAAAAUUUGUGGAGACUUCAGCAAAGGACUCAUUAAAUGUUGAAUAUGCAUUUUAUACUCUUGCGAGGGACAUUAAAGCUAAAAUGGAGAAAAAGCAGGAGGCAAGUAAUCCCCCUGGAGUCCGUGGAGGGACCCACCUGUUGAAGGCUACAGACCAGCCCCGCAAGCCAACAUCUUGGUUGUCCCGCUGCUCCAUACUCUGACAAUAUUUUCUACUACAUUAUCUCCCCAACUAAAUCAAUAAGGGUCGCAAACCCAAAUAUUUUUCGACCUACAUUUUAACUGGUGCAACCCAUUUCAGGGUUUUAGACUUGCUUUUGUAUUUUUAUAUCCACAAUUUAUUUGAGGUUAUAAACUGAGUUGGAUUUAAAUUUGAACUGCGUAUUGAUCAGAGGACAAAUGGCGGCGCGCAGUAUGCCAUAAUAUUUCAUACUAUCAUAAUCGUUAGAUACCCUAAUGUUGUAUAUUUGUCCAUUUUGGAUACCACUUAAUAUCAUAUAAUGUGAUAUAAUUUAAUAAAAAUUGUAAGUUCAAUUUAAAUAAUAUUUACCUACUUAUUACAUAAUUGGAGUAAGAAACAACAACAGUAUUUUAAUGCAAAUAAAAUAUUUACUUUUGACAUUAUUAUUUUAGGGCAAAUUUUGGUAGAUAAUAUUAAACAAGGUUUGAUGGAUAUUAUUUUAAUAGACGAUUAGCUGUAUUUUCAUUUUGCUAUGUUAAGGUAAUAUAUUUUAAUGUAAUAUAAACUACAUUUUAUUUAAUUUAAAUAAACAGUGCUUUUUUAUGA